AUGGGCAAGAACGCGGGCCACAAGGCGAUGCAGGCGCAGCGGUACGCCUCGAGCGGCGCCGGCGGCGGCGAGGACGCGGCGCCCGGCGCGCCGCCCACCACUGCGUCGGUGCACCAGGAGGCCGACGUCACAUACCACACCCCCGAGUGGCACGCCGCUCGCAUAGCGGCGCUGACGUCGACGCGCAUGAGCUGGGAUGACUUUAGAAAGCAGCAACGGGACCUGCAGGCGAAGGAGGACGCUCUUGUCGGCAGUGAGAAGGCCGUGCGUGAGUGCCGCGGUUGGGCGGCGGGGUCGCAGCAGACGCGGCAGCAGGAGGGUCAGGGGGGAAGCAGCAGCAGCAGCAGCAGCAGCAACAACAGCAGCAGCAGCAGCAGCAGCGAUGGCAUAAGCGGUGGCAGCAGCAGCAGCAGCAGCAGCAGCAGCAGCAGCAGCAGCAGCAGCAGCAGCAGCAGCACCACCACCAGCACCAGCAGCAUUGCCAGCAGCAGGAGCACAUGCAUUAGACGGGAGCACAGGGCCCUCCUCGAUGCAGAGCGCGCGGCGCGGCUGGGCAGGGCUCCAGGGGCAGCGGUGGCGGGCAAGGAGCCAGAAUCCAAAAAGAAGCGUAAGAGCAAAGACAGGGAGCGGUCAAAGAGCAAGGACAAAGACAAGAAGAAGCGGAAAAAGUCGAAAGACAAGAAGGACAAAAAGAAGAGCAAAAGCAAGAGCAGCAAGAGGAAGCGGCGGCGCGGCAGCGAUAGCGGCAGCGGCAGCGACAGCAGCAGCAGCUCUGACAGCAGCGACUCUGACAGCGGCGGCGGCCACGGCGAGGAGCGGCAGCGUGGCGCCAAGGCAGCCAAGACUGAUGAUGGGCCCAUCAAGCUCAGCGAGUACCUCAGAUCAUGA
Monoraphidium neglectum is the source of this 888-nucleotide messenger RNA. RefSeq lists its product as hypothetical. The transcript is spliced from 5 exons. NCBI's taxonomy places the organism in Eukaryota, Viridiplantae, Chlorophyta, Chlorophyceae, Sphaeropleales, Selenastraceae. The record is from RefSeq and is a predicted model, not a curated record. Bases 1 to 888 code for a protein of 295 amino acids.